AUGAGUUCCACCCCUAGGCUUGUCAGCAGUGCUGCAACACGGAGAUUAUUAUUGCAAUCAAAUUCCAGACUCCCACGCUCUUCUCUCCUGAGAGCUCGAUCCCAGCUCACCCGGAACCUCCCCCCUCAGACCCAAGCAUUGGCCAUCUUACUACCGUCUCGAGGUUAUGCCACAGAAACCACCUCACAUGGGUCCGACAGUGGUCCUCCUCCGGGCUUCAAUAUCAGUGAUGCGAAGAAGCCCUUGCCAAAGGAUGAAGCUAAGAAGUCUUCAACCCCACAAACGGUAGCCGAGUUGAAAAAGUCUGACGAGCAAACUCAAACCUCCAAGGUUGGUGCCACAGCCACAGACAAGACCAAGGCCUUGGAAAACGCUUCCUUGGGCGAAUUGGCUGCCGAAAAGGCUUCCGAGUCCAAAGCCGAUUCGACCGCAGUCACAACCAAGAAGGAGGACUCUACGAAGCUCACACUCGGCCAAAAGAUUAAAAGGGAGAUAGCUCAUUACUGGGAUGGAACAAAACUGCUGGCUACCGAGGUCCGGAUUUCAUCCAAAUUAGCCUUGAAAAUGGCCGCUGGCUACGAGCUUAGCAGACGUGAAAACCGACAGCUACAACGAACCGUUCAAGAUUUGGGUCGCUUAGUUCCAUUCUCAGUUUUUGUGAUUGUUCCGUUCGCCGAGUUGCUCCUUCCUGUCGCUCUCAAGCUGUUCCCAAAUUUACUUCCUUCCACCUACGAGGGUCAGAAGUCUCGAGAAGAAAAGGCUGCUCAUCUCCGAGAAACACGGAAGGGGGUCUCUACAUUCCUGCGAAACACUCUUCGUGAAACAGGUCUUCCAGUGUCUGCUGUCAAUGCGAAGAAGGAAGAAUUUACAGAGUUUUUUCGAAAGGUUCGCGCCACCGGGGAAUCCCCUUCUAAAGAAGAUGUCAUCAAGGUUUGCAGAAUUUUCAAAGAUGAUUUGACCUUGGACAACCUUUCAAGACCUCAAUUGGUGGGUAUGUGCAAGUACAUGAACCUGAAUACUUUUGGAACCGAUGCUAUGCUGCGCUAUCAAGUCCGCCAUCGCAUGAGACAGACGAAGCGCGAUGAUAAAGCAAUUUCUUAUGAGGGUGUCGAUUCCUUGUCAGUCCCAGAACUCCAGAUGGCAUGUGCAUCGCGUGGCCUACGCACACAUGGUAUGUCACCGGGAAGGCUCCGGGAGGAUCUUCAAAUGUGGCUCGACCUCAGACUCAAGUACAAUAUUCCAUCAACACUGUUGGUUCUGAGCAAUGCAUAUAUGUACACAUCCGGCAAAGACAGUGAAAUCGACUCACAGAUUGAUGCUCUUCAAGCAGUCUUGAGCAGCAUUCCCGAGGAACUCUUCCACGAGAUUGAGCUUGAGGUUCAUAAUGCAGAAGGUGCCGCGACCAACAAGCAACGUCUCGAGGUCCUGAAAGAACAACAAGAAUUGAUUGAGGAAGAGAACGAGCAAACCGAAGCCAGCAAGACAGACGAUGGGAAGAGUGCAAGCGAAGGUGUGAAGGAUGAUAAAGAUAUUGAUGAGAAGCCGAAGCCGAAGGUAGAGGAAGCCAAAGCUGCAGUAUCAGGACCGGAUUCCUCGAAAGAGGCCAAGGAGGCCGAAGAGGAUAUCUCUGAAGCGGGAAAGAAUGAACCUGCAAGGAAGGAAAAGGAUGUGAAGAAAGAUUAG
Molecule: messenger RNA, 1683 nt
Organism: Exophiala aquamarina CBS 119918
Lineage: Eukaryota; Fungi; Ascomycota; Eurotiomycetes; Chaetothyriales; Herpotrichiellaceae
Exons: 3
Coding region: 1-1683 (560 amino acids)
Biological process (GO): intracellular monoatomic cation homeostasis
Cellular component (GO): mitochondrial inner membrane
Molecular function (GO): ribosome binding
Source: RefSeq, a predicted model, not a curated record